Messenger RNA from Entrophospora candida, 571 nucleotides. The record is from the annotation of a GenBank genome assembly. Lineage: Eukaryota; Fungi; Glomeromycota; Glomeromycetes; Entrophosporales; Entrophosporaceae.
AUGACUUCGAAUGCCACUUAUAAAGUUGGAAUAUUAGGUGCAACAGGAACUCUUGGUCAAAGAUUUAUUAGUCUUUUAUCAACUCAUAAAACUUUUAUUAUUCAUUCCCUUGGUGCUUCUUCUCGUUCAGCGGGAAAAAAAUAUUCUAAAGCAACAAAAUGGAAAAUGACUACUCCCAUACCUUUAAAGGUUAAAGAUAUUAUUAUAAAAGUAUGUGAACCUGAACUAUUUGGUGAUUGUGAUAUUAUAUUUUCUGGGUUGGAUUCUGAUGUAGCUGGUGACAUUGAGAUGAAAUUUUUAAAAGCAGAUUUAGUGAUUUUCUCUAAUGCAAAGAAUUAUUGUAGAGAUCCUGUUGUACCAUUAAUAGUUCCCACUGUUAAUCCAUCUCAUCUUGGAUUAAUUCCUCAUCAAAGAAUGGUACAUUCUUUAAGCAAAGGCUUUCUGGUUACAAAUGCCAAUUGUUCAACAACUGGUCUUGUUGUUGCCUUAAAACCAUUACAAGAUGCAUUUGGACCAUUGGAAUCAGUUGUUGUGCAUACAAUGCAAGCAAUUUCUGGAGCAGGAUACCCUG